Molecule: messenger RNA, 390 nt
Organism: Guillardia theta CCMP2712
Lineage: Eukaryota; Cryptophyceae; Pyrenomonadales; Geminigeraceae
Exons: 2
Coding region: 1-390 (129 amino acids)
Source: RefSeq, a predicted model, not a curated record
AUGAGCAGCGGGGAGGAAGGGGUGCAAGAGGAAGUGGGUUAUCUAUCGCUGCAGCAUGCUGGAGUGCUUGUUGACGACGUGGAGAGAUCUCUCAAGUUCUACACUCAAGUCCUGGGCAUGAAAGACGAGAGCCACAUGCGAGCGUUCGUUGGUUGCGGGGACAGUCAAAUCCAUCUCAUGCAGCUCCCUUCCCUCGAUCCCAAGGUUGGGCGUCCCGAGCAUGGUGGGCGAGAUCGGCACGUGGCAGUAACAGUCGGUGACCUCACUCCUCUCCUGAAGCGACUGGAGAAGCACGGAGUCGCGUACACCAUGUCCAAGUCUGGACGACGAGCAGCAUUCUGCCGCGAUGUGGAUUCGAACGCGAUAGAGUUUGUGGAGGAGAAGAGUUGA